CAUCUUGAAUCAAAGAUGAGAAAAUUUUCCUGUAUUCUGUCCAUAAUAUUAUUGUUCAGUCUUUUCUUACUUUAUCUGGCCUGCAUUUUGCAGGUGACAAUAAACUACCUCUUAGGAAAUUUAGGCAAGAAAUAUUCAAACACAGUUGGAGUAGUAGAUCUUGGUGGUGGAUCUGUUCAAAUGGCAUAUGCUAUCUCUGAGACGGAUGCUGCAAAGGCACCAAGGUUAUCUGAUGGAGAGGAUACAUAUGUGAAGGAAAUGUUUUUGAUGGGAACCAAAUAUUACCUCUAUGUUCACAGCUAUUUGCACUAUGGUUUACUAGCAGCUCGAGCAGAAAUGUUGGAUGCUUCAGAGGACUCUACCAAUCCGUGUAUCCUGGCUGGUUAUGAUGGGGUAUAUGAGUAUGGGGGAAAAGACCAUAAAGCAUCGGCUUCUCCAUCUGGUUCAAACAUGGAAGAGUGCAGGAGAUUAGCUCUUAAUGCUCUCAAAGUUAACGAAUCAACUUGUACACACAUGAAAUGUACAUUUGGUGGGAUAUGGAAUGGUGGAGGCGGGGAUGGACAGAAGAACAUGUUUGUUGCAUCAUUUUUCUUUGACAGAGCUGCUCAGGCUGGUUUUGUUGAUUCAACUGUACCAGCUGCCAAAGUUCAACCUUCUGAUUUUGAGAAUGCAGCGAAGCGUGCUUGUGAAACUGAACUAGAGAAUGCUAAAUCCAUAUACUCAAGUGUGGACGAUAAUGAUCUGCCAUACAUAUGCAUGGAUCUUGUCUAUCAGUAUACAUUACUUGUAGAUGGAUUUGGUAAGUCCUUCGCACUUGAGCGAGUUGUCAAAGUCCACUAG
This is a messenger RNA of Populus euphratica (Euphrates poplar), 840 nucleotides long. RefSeq names its product apyrase 2-like. Bases 16 to 840 code for a protein of 274 amino acids. The record is from RefSeq and is a predicted model, not a curated record. Lineage: Eukaryota; Viridiplantae; Streptophyta; Magnoliopsida; Malpighiales; Salicaceae. Gene Ontology annotation, molecular function: nucleoside diphosphate phosphatase activity. Gene Ontology annotation, biological process: nucleoside diphosphate catabolic process. Gene Ontology annotation, cellular component: membrane. The transcript is spliced from 4 exons.